Antechinus flavipes (yellow-footed antechinus) is the source of this 5525-nucleotide messenger RNA. RefSeq names its product immediate early response 5 (gene IER5). The record is from RefSeq and is a predicted model, not a curated record. Lineage: Eukaryota; Metazoa; Chordata; Mammalia; Dasyuromorphia; Dasyuridae. The transcript has a single exon. The coding region runs from base 3770 to 4678 and encodes 302 amino acids.
UUCUUUCAGGUUUAGAGAGCACUUUACUUACAUCAUAUCAGUUGAGUCUCAUAAACAUCCUGUGAGUCAGAUAUUAUCAUCACCCUGAUGUUACAGAGAAGUUAAAUGACUUUCAUGUGAAUGCAAUGGAAUAUUAUUGAUCCACAAAGAAUGACAAAUAUGAACACUUUAUACAACAUGGGAAGAGAGGCAGCACUGCAUAAUAGAUACUGGGCUGGGUUUAAAUCCUGCUUCAGUCCCCUUAGCUAUUUAAUCAUGGCAAGUCAUUUAUUUGUUGUUGUCCAGUCAUGUUGUAUUCUAUGUAAUCCUAUGGACAAAGUUCAUGGGAUUUUCUUGGCAAAAACAUUGGAGUGGUUUACCAUUUCCUUCUCCAGUAUAUCUCCAUUUUAUAGAUGAGGAACUAAGGCAAAAAGGGUGACUUGCCCAGGGUCUCACAGCUAGUAAGCGUCUGAGGUUGCAUUUGAAUUCAGAUCUUCCUGACUCGAGGCCCUGUGCUGAGGCUCUGUGCUCUAUCCACUAUGCUACCUAGCUUCCCCAUUGCAUUCACAUGUUGAAAUUAUUUAGUCUUCAAUGAUUAUAUAUUUGUUUUUUUCUAUUUAUGUAGUGUGUUUCUCAUUCUGUUGCUUAGACCAACUCAUUUCAGGAAUAUAUCAUACUAUAUUCAUUUUUAAUUUUAGAAAAGUGUUUUUUACUGAGGGACACAUUCUUCUUUGAAGAUGAAGAAAGGAUAUCAGAUUGAAAAAAGCAAUCAAUCUAUGAUACCUUUAAAGUAGGAAACAGUUCAGACACAGCUGUUUAUAGAUAGUUUAAAAAGGGAAGUGGAGACUGAAGAAAAUGCACCAGUAUUUUAAGAGGAAGGAGUUUUGGGUCCUCCUACAAAUCUUGAGCUAGCUCAGCUUUAUAAUACUGUUUGAAGGGAAGGAAAUCCUUCAGGAGGAGAGCAAUCAACAGGGAAAAGAAGUUAACAUUUUGGAAAGAUGUGGGUAGCAAUGGAAAAAGUAAUUCAGAAAAGUGGGUUUGGGGGUGAGAAGAUAGAAGAGGUAAAACAAAUGUCUCAGUUUAUUUCCUUUUAAAGCUAUUUUUCCUCAAAAAACUCUUCCUUUCUUUUUCAUUAUUCUUUUUAAAAAAUGGGUCUAUAAGAUUUCUUCAGAUAGGAAGGAAUAUUUUUAAAUAGUAUUAAUUUUUCUUCAAAGAUUCUAAAAACAUUUAUUUAUGGUUAUUUAGAAACUGACUUUUAAAAUCAUCUAGCCCAAGCCUUCUUCCCUUAAUUUUAUAGCAGAGGAAACAAAUCCAAAGAAACAAAUGAUCCACCACAAGUCACCCAGCUUGAGAGUUAGGAUUCAAAUACAUGUACCCCUGUGUUUGAAACUUCAGAUCUCUAUUUCCCAUCAGGCAACACUCAAUUUGAAGUUCUUUAACUUUAACAAACUCUCCUCUUUCCUUUCCCCUUUAGUUUUCUUUUGCAUGUUGUCUGCCCCCAGAGGAUUAUAAACUCCUAGAGGAAAGAUCUUUUCCAAAUUCUGUAUUCCCAGGCUUUAUCUUCUUGACCUCUAAUAGUAUUGACUAUUUAAAUAUAAGAAUUACCUUAAUUCAAUUCUGAUAUUACAGAUAUUAUCACCCUGAUGUUACAGAUAAGUUAAAUGACUUGCAUGUGAAGUAGAUACGUGUGUGUAGGGUAUUUAUCAGUUUUAUUAAUUAGGAUCUCUGAUUUAGAACUAGUAAAGAUUACCUUGGAGGCAAUCUAAUGCAAUCACCGGUACUUUACAGAGGAUAUGUUCAACUCACAUCUAUUAAAAAAGCAAAAAAAGAAUCCAAUAAAGCUGUAUCUUGUUUUUACUGAAUUGGAAUGGAGAUAUGGAGGCAGAGGAAUUGGGUUUGAAUUCCAGCCCUCUCCUACCUGAGACUCUUCGAAGUGCUAAAUCUUAUGAAAUCUCCCGUGUGUUAAAUGUUUUGUGUAAGGAAAUCUUUAUAUUUUGAAUGCACUUUGGGGAAUUGUUCUUUAAAGAGAGACUGUAAAUAAAAAGCAAAAUAUAACAGUAAUUGUUUCUAAAUUUGCAUUUUGGCUUUUCUUUAUAAAGGUAUAGCUGUAUCUUAAAAUGACGUGUUUGAAAUGUCAUUUGUGUUUCGAACAGUUCAAAACCCUUUCACGAACUUCCCCUACCUACAUAAUCGUGCUAGUAAAAAAAAAAAAAAAAAAAAGUAAAAUUGUUUCAGUCAUUUGCCUGCAGUCACGUCCGAGUCAAAUUAGCCCCUCUCAGAUCUCCUUGAGGACAGUUCUCCAGUAUAUACAGCAAUGAUAUCAUUUAGGUGUAGAAUCCGGAAGAGAUUUACUGUUCAGAAAAUUCUAGGACUGGCAAAUAACCCCAAAGUAUUUUGGUCUUCUGACACAUCAAACCGUGACGCUCCACACUACGAAAACAAGACUUCUCGGUACGAACAGUGGCUCCUGCACUCUGGGCUGAACCGCGGUCGGACGCCGGGUCCCCUAGCCCAAGAACUCUCCGCCUCGGUGGCAGGCACAGCGGGGCGACCAGAAACGGACGAGAAUUUUGCUGGAGAAGCCAGACAAGGGAUUCCUCCCUUUCCCCCGCACACGUUUGCGGGAUUCACCCAAGUUAAGGGACUAGUUGUGUGCACCUGGCCAAGAGCCUGAGCCUGACAGAGAAGGGGCAGAGGAAUAAAUACUACGGGCAGAAGGGUUCCCACGCCUCGGACCAGCGACCCCACCUACUUAGCCUCUCUUAAAAAGGAAUUACUGCCCCAAGAGGCGGGGAGGGGGGAGGGGAGAAGGGAAAGGGGAAGAGGGUGGAGUAAGAGGGAAAGGGUGUGCGUCCCGGUACACAGUGCGGGGGAGGGGCGCACUCAGGAAGCGAAUCCUAGCCCUUCCUCUAGAGCAGGAGAGGACCCCUGAGGCCCAGGAGGCCACUCCCUCUUUUACUGGGGAGGAAACUGAGGUCGCGGAGGGUCGUUUCUGCCCAAAGAGCCAGACCUUCUGGCUUCUCUGCCUCCAACGCCCUUUCACUAGCCUCCCCUCCCCGGCAGUCCCUUGGAAGGCCACUUACAUAUUGCUGGGGGGGGGUUAGUAGAGGGGGGGUCGGAUAGCGGCGGCUGAGGAACCCCCGUUAGGAGCGCCAGCUUUGGCUCCGGGAAACCAGCCGUGUCCAGUACACACCUGAACACAAAUCUCGACCACACAAAACAGCUAAACAAAGGGAUGGGCCGGCGCCGGCUUUUCCCCGCCUCCUCCGAGAACGCCCAAGCUCCCAGAGAGGUGACACCUAGGGGACUUUGCCUUCUCACUCCCCUCCCCCUCUCGAGAGCCGCUUCCUCUUCCACGCUGUUUCCCCCUUUAAGAGAGGGCUCCGCGGGACUAACGUUCGAAUCUGCCCUGUCUCCCGUCCUCGGCUUUUGAUUGGUUUAUCCGGGCGCACGAGGGAGCGCGAGCUCUCCCCGAACCGGUCGGAACGGUCGCUAGUCCCUCCUGAUUGGCUGGCGCGAGAGGGCUAUAUAAAGCCGCCGGGUCGCCCGUCUCCUCUCAGUUAGCGGCGGGACUGGUUGCUAAGCUGCUGUGUCGUCUGUCGUGGCCGUGAGAAAGGGGGUCAGAGCUCGCGUCGCCGUUGUCCUGGUUGUUUGUUCAGUCGGUUUGGGCUGAGGGAGGAGCUGACGCGUCCCCGCCUCCGGCCCCACACCCUCACCGUUGACGGGACGAGAGGGAAGCCCCCCGUGAGUCAGACGCCUUAGAGCUGCGGAGGCGCCGGAGCGAGGGACGAUGGAGUUCAAACUGGAGGCUCACCGGAUCGUCAGCAUCUCCCUGGGCAAGAUCUACAACUCGAGGGUUCAGCGCGGCGGCAUCAAACUUCACAAGAACCUACUGGUGUCCUUGGUGCUGCGCAGCGCCCGCCAGGUCUACCUGAGCGACCCUUGUCUGGGCGGACCCGGGGCGGGGGGACCCCCGCAGUCCCCGCCACCGCAGCAGCAGCAGCUCGCCGGGGAAUCGGGCUGGGGAGAGCCGCUCCCGAGGGACAGCAGCAUGGAGCAGGACCCGGAGCCCGCCAACGCCUCCCUGGCCGCCUCCGAGCUGCCCUCCUUGCCCCUGGCGCUCGGGAAGCGCCCGCCAGAGGGGUCGCAGCCGCUGAGAGCCGAGGCUGUGUCUGAAGCCCCGAGGCGCCGCGUGGAGGCGGCGGAGGCGGAGAGAGGCGGAGGGGGGGAAGGCGCCCCGGAGGGGCCGCCUCGGGCGCGGCACUGUUGCUGCCGCCGCCUUUGCUGUCCUCACAGCGCCCCUCGGGCAGACUGCGGCUGCCGCCAGCGCCAGGACGACGGGGCGCCGCCACCGCCCGUCUGUCCCCGCAAGAGGAGCGCCUCGGGGGUAGGGGGCGGCCCCGCGGGGUGCCUGGCUUCGGGUGGCUCCCCGGUGAAGAAACCCCGCCGGGACUCAGAGGAGCAGCCGGGAGAGGAGGAGGAGAUGGAGACCGGCAACGUGGCCAAUCUCAUCACCAUCUUCGGUUCCAGUUUCUCCGGACUCUUGCGUAAAACCCCCGGAGGCGGCCGGGAGGACGAGGACGGCGAAGAGGAGGAGUCGCCGCGCGGGGCGGAAGCGGAGGAGCCCGGGCCCAUGUACUGCGAUAAGCCGGUGUUAAGAAACCUCAACCCCUGGAGCACUGCCAUCGUGGCCUUCUGAUCGCCCGGGGCCGGGGCGGGGGAGGGGGGACGGGGGGCGGAGCCUGGCGCAGUCCUGCCCCGCCCUACUUCGGUGCGGCUCCACCCCCGGCCCAAGGCGACCCCCCCCUCGCCGCGGGCCGGCCAGCUGGACCUGUGCGGGGGGCCGCCGGAGCAGGACUCGGCCACCCUCGUCCGGCCCCGACAACACGCGGGGGUCUUGUGUUAUAAAGCUGUUUUUUGUAAGUUUAUUGUUGAAGUAAGGCUUUUUUGUCACAGGGUUUCUGGUCUGGGCUCGAGACGGGGGAGGGCGUGGAGCCGGGACUUUCCUCGGCGUCGAGAAGGAAGCGGCGCGGCCCAGGCUGGGGAGGCCCCCUGGCCCCUGGGGGGAAGGGACUUUCUGCACACUCCUCCAGGUCGCCCCCGGACCUUCCUCGUGGACUUCCCGGAGGACCGCAACCCGGCCUUAGCGCUGGUGCUGGGGGGAGGGGAUGCCAUUAAUUCCACCCCCCCCUUGUCCCUCGGCGAUUCCACCCCAGAAGCAAGCUUGAGGAGCUUCUUAGAAGAGAUCAAGCUGAGAAAUACCGAGUUUGUGAGGAAAUAUAUAUACAAAUAUAUAUAUAUUUUUAAAAGCUCUAGGUCAGAAUUAUUACACAGUGCUUUUAAAAAGUGUUUAAUGAAAAAGUUUACAGAUGCCCUAAUGGAAAGGCCUUAUGGCUUAGUAGAUUUGAUUACUCCCGUCUUUGUUGUAUAAAGGCUGGGGGAACUUGUAGAGUUUUUGUACAGUAUUUUCUUCGUGUAUUGAUUUUUUUUUUUUUGUAUAAAAUGUAACUUUACGUGUCUAACACGUAUUAAAUAUUUUGAAGCAA